Molecule: messenger RNA, 2471 nt
Organism: Mizuhopecten yessoensis (Yesso scallop)
Lineage: Eukaryota; Metazoa; Mollusca; Bivalvia; Pectinida; Pectinidae
Product: hornerin-like
Exons: 8
Coding region: 45-2393 (782 amino acids)
Source: RefSeq, a predicted model, not a curated record
AUUCUUCCUAUCCUAACACUGUCACUCUACAAGUAGUAGCUCAUAUGAACUAUGUACAAGGAAGAGGAGGAGGUGGCCGACUUGGAACCUGUGCUACGGCAGGACUGAUAAAUCUGUACCUUUUUGGUCCAGAGGCUGUCCCUGUAUUCCCAGUGUUGAAAGAUACAAGUACCCAAUAUAAUCCUCUGGAACAGAUUCCGUGGAACAUGUAUGGUCUGAACAUUCAUGCCACUAGUGCUUCAAUGGAAGACAGGUUCUCCAGUCAUUGUGCUGCUCUGCUGGAGUCUACGGUGCCACAAACACACAAGAAGGUUGACAGCAAGUUUGCUCUCUUUAUCCAUGUCCAUUUUGGGAUCGACGGUCAGCCUAUACAGGCUAAGCUAGAUUUUUGUGCAUGGUUCCAAAAGAAUUAUCCCAGUAUUUUAACGGACCAUCAACAGGAGAUAGACAAGGUUAUUUCAGGAGUAGUGGCCCGCCUACUAAAGCCAGACAGGGACACGGACAGAAAGACAGAAUGUUACACCAAGGCGAUACCCAACAUGGUCAAGUCUAUUUCCUAUAUCCUGUCCCACAGCAACAACGAGGAGUUUCGCCAACAGUGCUUCAGUCUUCUUUCGGUUAACAAUAGUCGAGUUGUGGAGUCUGAGGUCACGAACAGAUUAUGGAACAUCGCCAGUGAAAGGUGUGGAGUCAGAGGUCAGACAAAGGCAAACAAUCAUUCCCCAAUCAAGACCAACUCAUCAAAGUCAGAUUCUGUAGGUUGUGCUCUUACCAAUCCAAACCAUGAUGAAGCCUCCGCAGGGACGAGUUUCACAGACCCAGAACAAAAAUCAGCCGAGGGUGGAUUCUCGAACCUAGGGCAAGAGACUUCAGGAGAAAGGAGUUUCACAGAUGGAGCUAAAGAAACCUCCAUUGGGAGUAGUUACACGGACCUAGAGCAUGAAAUAUUUACCAGUUAUUGUACGGGCCAAGGACAACAAACCUUUAAUGAAAGUAGUUUCACAGAUCUAAGAAAUGAAAUCUCUGCAGAGGAUGGUUUCACAGAGGGAAUAAGGCAAGAAACCAUUACUGGCAGAGCGCAAGAAACUUACGCAGAAAAUUUUACUAACAGUGGAUUCACAGAAAUAAGUCAAGAAUAUUCUACAGAGGGUGAAUCUGUAAAGAUUGAACAUGAAAAUUUUACUGGAAGUGGUUUCCCUUUUGCAGUACCAUAUACCCAUACAAAAGCCAGUUUCAACACCCCAGAACGAGAAAGUUCCAAAGGGAGUGAUUUCACAGAUCAAGGACAAGAAACCCUUACAAGAAGUGCUUACUUGGGCCUUGGACAUGAUAUUUCUGUGGGGAGUGGUUUUUUUGGCCUUAGACAUGAAACUUCUGCAGGGAGUGGGGUUUUUGGCCUUGGACAUGAAACUUCUGCAGGGAGUGGUUUCUCAGGCCUUGGACAUGAAACUUCUGCAGGGAGUGGUUUCUCAGGCCUUGGACAUGAAACUUCUGCAGGGAGUGGUUUCUCAGGCAUUGGACAUGAAUCUUCGACACCGAGUGGUUUCUUUGGCCUUGAGCAAGGAACUUCUGCAGGGAGUAGUUACUCGGGCCUUGGACAUGAACCUUCUGCAGGGAGUAGUUACUCGGGCCUUGGAUAUGAACCUUCUGCAGGGAGUGGUUUCUCAGGCCUUGGACAUGAAACUUCUGCAGGGAGUGGUUUCUCAGGCAUUGGACAUAAAACUUCGACACCGAGUGGUUUCUUUGGCCUUGAGCAAGGACCUUCUGCAGGGAGUGGUCUAAUGGUACACACAACACCUCUGAUAAGGACAGACAAGAAUUUUACACAGGAUGAUAGGUGUGGUUUUGGCUUAUCAAACCUGGCAGAGUCUUCAAGGACAGAGUGUUGUGGAGAAUUCAUCAGGCGUAGACAUAUUGGUGAUCACUGCAGUCAACCUCGUCAUUUCUCCAGUCAAAUCCAUGCUCCUAGUGUAGGUACACAAGGAAGGCUAUGUGGAGACAGUAUGAGCAGCAUACAUCAUGGUAAUGAUGAUAACGAAAGCCAAGAAGCUGGGAUGUUCCAUCCUGCUGAUACAUGUACGGGUAUUGGGCCCUCUGGAGAUUCACUUAACCAGGAUGGAUAUCCUCUGUAUAACAGUUGUAAUACUGGAGUGUCCUCUCAACAGGACCAGCAUGUGGCAAACACAGACUGCUUCAAUGACCUUGGACAACAUCGAAUGACAAUAGAUAAUUUGAAUUUCAGUACAGGCCAAGCCAGAGAUAAUUAUUCAAUCCAGGGGAAUGACCUCGAUGGGCAGGAUCACAAUACUGGUGCUGGUGAUUCAUUUGAUGAUGUGCUGGAGAACGUACAACAAUGGCUGGACGAAUUUCAGUGCAAGAACAUUCCAAAAUAGUUUAAACUACAUCCUCAAAUAAAAUGUGAUUGAAGUUAAAACAUCUGUGAUAGAAGCUGGUAUUUUCUGAAAUUGUUA